Fulvia fulva is the source of this 1155-nucleotide messenger RNA. RefSeq lists its product as uncharacterized. The transcript has a single exon. Lineage: Eukaryota; Fungi; Ascomycota; Dothideomycetes; Mycosphaerellales; Mycosphaerellaceae. The record is from RefSeq and is a predicted model, not a curated record. The coding region runs from base 1 to 1155 and encodes 384 amino acids. Gene Ontology annotation, biological process: lipid metabolic process.
AUGGCCACUCACAGUGUGCUACUGCUCAGUGGCACGGCUACAAUUACGACCCUAUCGCUUAUCGCUGUCUACCGAAGCCAAGAUGAUGCUUCCGUCUCCAUCAGCAGGACGUCAUGGCAAGGCAUCACAAUAUGGGCAGUGAGAAGCAUUACACUUCAUACGCUAGCACUACUAUCCUUAUCAUACUCAGCAUCAACAAAACAGAGCAUUCUGGCGAAGAAAGACCCCUCAGCCCAUGACCUACGCAAGAUGGACAAGCUCUCAUCUACCAGCAUCUUCAACACCAUGAGAGUCAUUGGGACAAUUGCUAGCUUACAUCUUCUGGCGAUACCAUUACUCUACCCAAACGAUGGACCUCUGCAACAAGUCUCGCUCAGAGUAGCUUGCUUCUUCUUCGCGUGCAAACUUUUGGAUCUCACUUUGGCACGAGCGCAUAAGCCACCAACCAGGCUGAAGAAUGGAAAGGCAAUACACAUCCAGACCGCAGCAGAGCGCCUGUCAUACUGCUGGCUCCUUCUCUCCCAGUGUCGGUACCAUUCCUUCGACAUCGCAGUGGUUGAGAAGAACCGCACGGGACCCGCUAAGAAGUCCAUCCAAUACGGCAUUCCACUUGUCAUCGUAGUGAUGACGUUCCUCUUCCCGAUCGCGGAAGUCUUGAUCCUCUUCGCUUUGGUCGCGAUCCAGUUCGGGCUGGAAGGAUGCCACCUGAUACUGGACCCGCACUUUACUCAUCCACUAUUCUGGCAACCUUUCGCAGCACCCUCCAUCUCGGAGUUCUGGAGUACGCAUUGGCACCAGGGUGCUAGGCCCCUCUUGUAUUCGUUAGGAUAUAUGCCAGCGAACGCAAUCUGCGGGCGACUUUUUGGGAAGAAAGCAGGCAGGAUCGCGGGCGUGCUGGCUACGUUCAGUCUUAGUGGGAUAUGGCAUGGAUGGUGUGCUGCUGCUCUGUCGAAGAAUCCCUGGAGAACUGCGCUAGGGCUUUGGGCGAUGUUUGUGGCUCACGGUGUGCUGUGUAUACUGGAACGAGUGAUUUGGGGGAAGCAGCAGGGUAGUAUCGUGCAGAGGGUCACGAUAUGGGGUAUUGCUUUGCUGCUUGCUGGGGCGUGGUUGAGGGACUCGCUGGUGAGGUCCAGGUUGGAGUGGCCUGUGUCAUAG